Molecule: messenger RNA, 2451 nt
Organism: Pipistrellus nathusii (Nathusius's pipistrelle)
Lineage: Eukaryota; Metazoa; Chordata; Mammalia; Chiroptera; Vespertilionidae
Source: the annotation of a GenBank genome assembly
AUGGAGUUUUCUAAGGAUGCUGGAGCAGCAGCUUACAAUGAGAAAUCAGAGACUGACAUUCUUGGAGAAAAUUGUAAUUGGCAAAUACCCAUUAAUCACAAUGACUUCAAAUUUUUACAAAAUAAUGAAAGUCUGCUGUGUGAAGUCCUCCGGAAUAAAUUUGGCUGUGUCUCUACCCUGGUCUCUCCAGCCCGGGAAAGUAACAGUGUGCCUCACCAAGUCUUCAGAAAAAGGCUGACUGCGGGACUAGAGCUAUCUGUCUGGAAGGAUGACCUCACCAGACAUGCUGUUGAUGUUGUGGUGAAUGCAGCCAAUGAAGAACUGAGACAUGGAGGAGGCCUGGCACAGGCCCUGGUGAAAGCUGGCGGCCAACAAAUCCAAGAGGAGAGUGAUAUGUUUGUUUUCAAAUAUGGUAAAAUACCAACUGGUGAGGUUGCUGUCACAGGACCAGGGAAACUUCCCUGCAAGUUCAUUAUCCAUGCCGUUGGGCCUCGGUGGGAGGAGAGGGAUGCAGUGAGAUGUAAAGCUGAUCUGCAAAAAGCCAUAAGAAGUAUUCUGAAUUGUGUCAUCUCUGACUAUUCAUCCCCUGAGACAGUAGCAAUUCCAGCCCUCAGCUCUGGGAUUUUCCGGUUCCCUCUGGAUUUGUGUACAAAGAUCAUUGUGGGAACUAUCAAGCUUUAUUUUCAAGAGAGGCAACCGGCCAGUAAUUUAAGAGAAAUUCAUCUGGUAAGCAAUGAGGACCCCACUGUUGCUUCCUUUAAAACUGCUUCAGAAUACAUUCUAGGGAGUAACGAGCUGGGGUCCUCAGUGAGUCAGGGAGCCAUUCUUCCUUUCAAUGCGAUGGUUGUGAACAGAGUGACUCUCCAGAUUGUCCAAGGACACAUUGAACUACAGCAGACAGAUGUAAUUGUUAAUUCUGUAUUUAAUUGGAAGUUUGGAAUUGGUCCUAUAUCGCAAUCAAUUCUACAACAAGCAGGACAUGAAAUAGAAGUGGAAUUUCUCCAAAAAAAGCAGCAGACAUCUCAAAAUUCCCAGUUAGUACUGGUCACAAAAGGAUUUAAAUUGGCCUGUCAGUAUGUAUUCCAUGUGUUGUGGUUUUCAAAAUAUCACUCGGAUCAGAGAUUGAAAUGUGCAGUGAAGAAGUGUUUGGAAAAAUGCCUAGACCUACAUAUAACUUCCAUUUCCUUUCCUGCUCUUGGGGCUGGAGGCAUUGGUAUUAACAACAAUAGAGUAGCACAGAUUAUGUUUGACGAAGUUUUAGAGUUUGCCAAAUAUUAUCCUGAAAAACAGCUGAGUAUAAAGUUUGUGAUCUUUCCUACAGACCUGGACAUACACAAGGCUUUCAGCACUGCAAUGGAAAAGGUUAAGUCCAAGCAGCAGCUCCCCAACAAUUACAGUGUCCCCCAGGAGAUCAGAGGGAACCCAGAAAAGGAGCUGAAAGCUAAAUCUCCUGCUGUUAAUCUGAUGGGAUUGAACCAGGAAAAAAUAUGUGAGGCCCAAGAGUGGAUCCAAAGAAUGCUGACCCUCCAGGAUAAGCACAUCAUUGAGAAUAAUCAUAUCCUCUUCCUUGGAAAAAAGGAACAUGACAUUUUGUCUCAGCUUCAGGAAAGAGUCUCUAUUUCAGAGAUUAUCAGUCCGGGAAAGGCAACUUUAGAGAUUCAAGGAGCCCAGGCUGACCUCAUUAAGGUGGUUAUGAACAUUGAACUAAUGCUGUGUGAAGUUCAAGAGGAAAUAGCAAAAAGAAAGGAGCGAGCCCUUUGUAGCUUGUCAGGACAAUGGACUGAUCAGCAACCAAUACACCAAGAUGAAAUGAAAGAAAAUAAGUUUCUGGAAUGUCUAAAGCUUUCAACUCCAGAAAUUCAGGAUCAAAAGAAAAAGUUUGAAAACUGUGGUUUUCGGGUCAUAAAGGUAGAGAAGGUAGAGAACGUGCUCCUCAUGGCUGCCUUCCAAAGAAAGAAGAAAAUGAUAGAAGAGAGAAUGCCUGGGAAGCCUGUGAGCCACCGGUUGUUUCAGCAAGUCCCACAGCAAUUCUGCGAAGUGGUAUGCAGAGUUGGCUUCCAAAGAAUGUACUCCGUGCCCUGCGACCCAAAGUAUGGAGCUGGCAUAUAUUUCAGAAACCUACCAUAUCAGGUCAAGAAAACAUCUGCUUCAGAUAAGCUGACCUAUGUGUUUGAAGCUGAAGUACUCACAGGCUCCUUCUCUCUGGGUCAUCAGACAAAUAUUGUUCCACCACCAUUGAUUCCUGGAGCCACAGAUAGACAUGACAGUGUGGUUGACAGUGUCUCCAGCCCAGAAACCUUUGUUAUUUUUAAUAGUGUGCAGGCUAUGCCCCGAUAUUUGUGGACUUGCAUCCAAGAGCCUGUAUGGUCACAGGAUUACUUAUUCAAACCAAUGAAAUCAUAUCCACAGUUGACUUGGAAGGAACACUCAAGUGGUAGCACUGUUGAUUAA